Messenger RNA from Oryzias melastigma (Indian medaka), 8164 nucleotides. RefSeq names its product transcription factor 4. The record is from RefSeq and is a predicted model, not a curated record. Lineage: Eukaryota; Metazoa; Chordata; Actinopteri; Beloniformes; Adrianichthyidae. The transcript has 20 exons. Gene Ontology annotation, biological process: regulation of transcription by RNA polymerase II. Gene Ontology annotation, molecular function: protein dimerization activity; RNA polymerase II cis-regulatory region sequence-specific DNA binding; DNA-binding transcription factor activity, RNA polymerase II-specific. The coding region runs from base 817 to 2907 and encodes 696 amino acids. Gene Ontology annotation, cellular component: transcription regulator complex.
CAGGCGCAGAAUCCAAGCACCAAACUUCUGCCACAAAUGCGGACUAUAGACAUCAAACAAAUAUUAAAGUUGGUUGGAAUCUGAGCUACAACAUAAAACAAAGUCACUUUUCCCUCUCACUUCUUUAAAAACAUGUUCUUUCUUUUUUUAUUUGCUUUUCCCCAUAAUCCCUAUCCUGGUGGAGCAGCGGCUCGGAGCUCGGCUGUUUGACGGGGUUGCGUGAUAGGUGUCCGCGCGGGCACGUUUGUCCCCGCGAGGCUGUGGCGCACGCACGUGCUUUCCUAACCGGGCAUCGAGCGGAGGCUGUCAGCCUGACCGGCAGGAGCAGCGCGCCGCCGCCGACCGGGACUCUCACCCCCACCCAAAAACACCCCAAAAAACACGGAAACACAGGCGCGCUUUCAGAGCUGUUCGCGUGACACUGCGUGUUAUUUAUUAAUAUCGCGUGCGUGUCAGCGCGCGGAGGUCGGACUGGUUCGGCUGAGAGAAGCGCAAGAAAACACGCAAAAACACUCCCGGACUGUGUGUGUUUUUUUUUUUUUUUUGCGUUUUCUUCCUGUCAGGCAGCGCUCCGGGAGCCCGGGACCGGCGGGACCGCGAUCCGCUGCGGGGAUGAGAGCACACUAGAGUCAGACCGGAGCCCGACGCGUUCGCUUCUGUCGCUGGAUUUAUUUGUGUGGAGGAGCAGGAGACCCGAGCGGAGCGCAGAAACAAGUCUUCCACCUCUCCGCGCUUCUCUCCCUCCCUCCCUCCAUAUCUCUCUCCAUCUAUCAAUCUGCCCUCCUCCUCUCUCCAUCUAUCCCUCCGUUUGUUUCCAUGUUUGUAGGUCCGUGUGAUUUUGCUAAAAUGCAUCAUCAACAGCGGAUGGCAGCUUUGGGAACAGACAAGGAGCUGAGUGACUUACUGGAUUUCAGCGCGAUGCCAAACAGCGAUUUGAAAAUGUUCCCAACAUCCAUGAUGUUUUCCCCUCCCGCUAGCAGUGGAAAGAACGGACCAACCUCCCUGGGGAGCGGACAUUUCUCCGGCUCAAGUAUGGAGGAGAGGACAAACUCAGCGUCAUGGGCCAGUGGAAGCCGCUCCUCCAAGAGUUAUGCUGAUGGCUCGCAGUACAUGGCGUCACAUGACAGCCUCUCCCCUCCGUACACCAACUCCCGGCUAACAGGUAAAACAGAGAGGAGCUCGUAUUCGUACAGCAGGGAAUCCAACCCGCACUGCCACCAGUCCAUACUGGGGGGUGAGAUGGGUUUGGGGAGCCCCGGGGCGUCGUCACCCACCAAGCCGGCCGGUCAAUAUUACCAGCACUACAGCUCCAACCCCCGGAGGAGAACGCUACACAUGGACACCAUGGAGAUCCACACAAAAAAAGUGCGAAAGGUCCCCCCCGGCCUGCCGUCGUCAGUGUAUGCUCCGUCUGCCAGCACAGCCGACUACAACAGGGACUCACCGGGCUACCCCUCCUCCAAACCCCCCAGCGCCGGCUUCCCAAGUUCCUUCUUUAUGCCAGAUGGCCACCACAGCGGCGACCCCUGGAGCAGCAGUAGCAGCAGCAUGAGCCAGCAGGGCUACCACGGCAGCAUGCUAGGGGGCGGGAACUCAGCCCAUGGCUCCUCCCAGAGCUCGUCCUACUGCGGGAUUCAUCCUCACGACAGACUGAGCUACCCCUCACAUUCAUCUACAGACAUCAGCUCCAGCCUUCCCCCAAUGUCCAGCUUCCACAGAGGAGGAGGUGGGGGGGGAGGCGCCAAUCACUAUAGCACUGCCUCUUGUACAGCCCCCACCAACGGCACAGACAGCGUGAUGGCUAACCGAGCACAGAGUGGAGCAGCCAGCAGCUCUCAAACAGGAGAUGCCUUAGGGAAAGCACUCGCAUCAAUCUACUCUCCAGAUCACACAAACAACAGCUUCUCAUCCAACCCCUCCACCCCGGUCGGCUCACCACCCUCCCUCACAGCUGCCAGUUCAGCCGUGUGGUCGAGGAACGGCGGGCAAGGAGCAUCUUCGCCAAACUACGAGGCUCCACUGCACUCUCUGCAAAGUCGUAUUGAGGACCGUUUGGAGCGUUUGGACGAUGCCAUCCAUGUUCUGCGGAGCCACGCGGUUGGACCAUCGACAGGCAUGGCCGGUGGCCACGGCGACAUGCACGGGCUCAUUGGGGCUGCACACACGCACAAUGGCGCCAUGGGAGCUCUGAGCAGCGGAUACGGGACGGGACUGCUAUCAGCCAACAGACACUCCCUCAUGGUGGGCUCUCACAGAGAAGAUGGCGGCAGUUUGCGCGGAGGACACUCGAUGGCGGGCCAGGUGUCGGUGCCUCAGCUGCCAGUUCAGUCAGCCACUUCGCCGGACCUCAGCCAGCCGGACCCGUACCGCGCUCUGUCCGCAGGCCUUCAUGGCCAGAGCGCCUCCUCCGUCAGCUCGGAGAUCAAGUCAGAGGACGAGGGAGAUGAAAACCUCCUGCAGGACUCCAAAUCCCUGGACACCAAGAAGGAGGACAUUGACAGCAAGGAUCUGAAAUCUAUUGAGAGUAACAACGAUGAUGAGGACUUGAGUCCGGAACAGAAGAUGGAGAGGGAACGGGAGCGGAGGAUGGCGAACAAUGCGCGCGAGCGCCUGCGCGUCCGUGACAUCAACGAGGCGUUCAAGGAGCUGGGCAGGAUGGUCCAGCUGCACCUGAAGAGCGACAAGCCGCAGACCAAGUUACUGAUCCUGCACCAGGCCGUGGCCGUCAUCCUCAGUCUGGAGCAGCAAGUUCGAGAGCGAAACCUGAACCCCAAAGCGGCCUGCCUGAAGCGCCGCGAGGAAGAGAAGGUCACCGUCACCUCAGACGGGACUCCCCUCUCGCUGGCUGCCGCACACCACGCCGCCGCUGCCAUGGGAGACGGACCAAAUCCCAUGGGACAAAUGUAAAACGCAGCAACAUCUCCUCCCCCUGAAUGGUCCAAGGUGCCAGAGUUUAUCAAGAUGAUGAGCGACCACUUCCUCUGACGGAGUUUCCAUGACAACCUGGCGAUCGAUCAAACCCGUUGUUGCUUAAGCCCGACCGAUCCUUGUCUCUGGAGCUUUGGCCUGACCAAUCAGAUCUGCUGCGAUUCCUCCACUCAUCUGUCCUUCAAUCCUGCUCUCCGUCAUCUCCUCCUGGUUCUGUAGAGAAAACCAACCGCAUUCGUCGCUCUGCACCUCUGUCUGAAGUCAACCCACAGCUGCUUCAGUCGGGACGCAGCAGCAGAGCGAAACUUUCUGACAGAAAACAGACAGAAAUCUUUGGGAUCACAAUGUUCAAAAAACUCCUUCUCGUUUUACGUGUUCUAUCAGCAUUCCCAGUUCUCAAGAACAAAAAAGUUAUAUAUAUAUAUAUAUAUAUAUAUAUGUAUAUAUAUAUAUAUAUAUACAUAUAUGUAUAUAGUUAAAAAAAGCGCGACUUGACACGGACAGUGAGCAGGUUGGGGAGUGGAACAAAACAUAUCACAAAGUGUUUAAAGAGAUUCUUCUUGAAGCAACACUGCGCAGCUGUGGAACGCAGCCUCUGAACGGCAAUCUGACGCCACACUGUGGACGAAGCUGUGCCUGAUCUCUUCUUGGAUGCAAUGUCAGAUUGAUGCACACAGGGAGAAGUACAAGGAGAAAAGCAACAAGAAGGCUGCACACUCAGACACUCCUUUACACACUUUCACUGACAAACUGCUACAAAGAGGAAGAGUUUAGGGAGCAAAUUCUGCCAGAACCUCCACAGAUGCUCGACUAUCAUAGACAGAGGCAGGGCUGGAGGAGAGGGAUGACCUGUUCUCUUCGUCUGACACAUUCCCUUUGAAAAGGCUUUCUCAUCUCCAGUGUAAAAGCAGUCUGGAGGUCUCAUUUUUUAUUUGUUUUCAUGGCAUUUUCCAGACCUGUACAGACGUUUGUCUUUAUAGUUUGAACACUAGUUAAAGGAAGAAAAACACUUGAGCCUGUUGGCGUCCAGAGGGCCCCUGAAUCCACUCAGAAGAAGUCUUAGAAAGUCGAUCUUAAAUCAGAAGUCAAUCAACCUUUGAGGGACACUGGUGUAGUAUGAGGAGAAAGCCCCAUUAGAGACGUGAAGGCAAUCUGAUUGACAGCAAAAGAGGUGUACAUCUAGCAAAAGGAAGGAGGGAAAACAGAGGAGCAGAGCUAAAACACUUGAUCAGUUAUCCAAGAGAAUCUGGCCACAGAGAAAAAAUAUGGCGCUCGAAAAUUAAUAGACAGAAGUCUCUCCCCGUGCUGAAGCCGGUCGCAAAAAAAAACAUAAUUUCCAUCCAUCCAUCAUUGGCCGGAAGUCUUCAACCAGAACCCCCGUGUUAAGCUUUUGAUUUUUUUUUGCUAUUUUUUCUCCGUGACACUCUCUGUCACAGAGAAAAGCAGCAUUUCUCCAGCUUUUUCUCCAGAGGUAAACAGGUCGUACAAAUCUGAACACGUGUUAAUAUGGACUUGACAGGAAUAAAAUAAUAAACGUUCUCUGUCCAUUUGAAGCUCAUCUUCACUCUAAACUUCUAGACAGUUACAGGUUAUUCACAUUUAAAAGCUUAAAGCUGAUAGUUCUGAAAUGUCUUUAAAAUAUCCUUUUUGUAAGGGUUUCCUAAAGUUUAGAAAAUUCCUGCUUGCGUAACCGGCUAAAGUUGGGUAAUUUCCGCUUCUGGCUAAAGAUUGAUUCUGGCGCCAUCUUGCAUGUGACCAGAGGACCCUGGAGUUCUCCUGAUUUCAGAGUGGCUCUGUUUGAAUACAUCACUUCUGUUAAGGAGGACAGCCAAACAGACUAGAGGGGGAGACAAUUCCUGGGACAGUUGUAGGGAGGGUUACAUUCUGACUGACUGUCACCCUGGAAAUCCUUCAGCUUAAACUUUACCAACAUUCAAGUCUGAUAGAAACUAAGGAUGUAACAAUUCUUCAUGAAUCGGUAAAAAAACGAUUCAAACUCGUCAACAUGUUCAUCGAUGUUUUUUCUCGGCCUGUGCCUAAAUUUAGAAAAAUGCAGGGGGGGGUUGUGUUGUGCUGGAGCGGAGCGGCCCAUCACACAUGGAGCACAACAUGAACCGAGUAUGAAAGGAUUUGUGAUCAUUUCAGUAUUCUGUAUAGUUGUUUAUUUGUAUUGUAUCCUUUCUGUUAGGAAAACAGACAGUUUGAUGUAAGGGGAAAAAGAAAACAGACUUGGCCUUAAAAUACCUUUAAUUCAUUGUGUUGAGUGAAAACAGAAAACAUUGAAAUUGUGACUUUAAAACUGUCAAUGGAAUUGAAUGGAAUGACAGCUUGACUGAAUUGUUACAUCCCUAAUCAAGACUUUUCCACACAGGUGGAGAAUUCUGCUUGGUGGAGCCAAUCAUUUAGCUAAAGUGGUGUUGGUGAACAUCUCACCAGUGCUGCCAAGAGGAGCAUUAGCACAAGUGUAACCUCUGGAGCAUCAGGUUUGCUUCUGCAGCUUCAAAGCUGCUCACUUAGUUGUGUGGUUGAGAGUCAGAGAGAAACUUUCUAGAUUUUUCCAGUUUGACCAUCAGGAGAAUGAAGUCCCCCCAGCUUGACUGACAGUCCGCUCAGUGAAUCAAUCAGCAGGACUUCCUGAGUGUUGGAUUGGGUCUGGUGCUGCUCCCUCUCUCCACGUGACACCAUCAGAACACCAGACGAUUGCAUUAGUGUACCGUUUCCACUAUCAUCCCAGAGUUCAGUGUCAGCCUCUUUCAUCUCAGUUCAACCCCCCAGACACAAGCCUUACGAGCCCUGAACCAGAGCCCCCCAGCCCUCCGCCCCGCCCACACGUCCCACAGAUGCAAUUUGAACAUUCACACUCGUACCAAAGUGCCUUUUUAGAGUUCAUAUCAUUGGAGUUGCCAGAGAAGGACAUUAACCUGGUCUUUUAAUAGGAUGCAAGCUUAGGGAAACCUGUUCUUAGUCGCUAGGUUCUAUGCAGUCAGGUUUUUUACCAGACCUGGGAAUUUAAAAAAAGUUAAAAAGGAAAAAAAAGUAUUUUUUGGAUAAAAAAAGUAAACUGUAUUUAAUGUACUGUACGCUUAUAUGUAAGUAGACAGUGUGCUCUGACUUGGAGCCAACAGAACAGACGCUUGAUUUAGCAAGAAUAGACCCCCCCAUGGUCCUCCAUAACCCUGACCAGACGUCCCUGCUCCGCCCCCACACACCUUUUUCCACGGUCUCUUCUUGUAUUAUAGCUUCUCAGCUUUUUAUGGAUAUUUGAUGGGCUGGUUUGUAAGCCAAUGUAGUCUUCAGUACUGUGUGUGGUCGUUCGUUGUAAAGCAGGUUUAUUUUCCUCUCUCUCUGCUCUCUUUUUUUAACAAAGACUCUUUUCUCCUAUUACUUUUUUUGUCUGUUCUGGUUUACAUGUCGAAUUCAAAAAAAUCUGUAAAGAAAAAAAAAACAAAAGAAAAGAAAGAAAACAGAAAAAAACUACAAUAACUGAAAAAGAGAGAACACAAUCUAGUCGACUGCAGCGAUAUCUGUCGGCGACCGUUUUGAAGUGGCUAAAAUCCCAACCAUUCGACAGGAAGGCACAGAAACUGGAAAAGAAUUUAUUUGAAUAAAUCAGUCUAUAUAUAAAUGUACAAAAAUAUAUACAGUAUAUGACAAGGGUGCCGAUUCUGUCUUUUUUAUUGUUCUUAUCAGUUGCAGAGAAGUGUUUUUUGGUGAGGACUGGUUUGGUCAGAGACUGAGCUGGCAGACGUCAGCACGGCCCCUCAGUGUUAUAAAUUAAAGGACUUUAUUGAAUUCACGGUUGUUGCCAUGACAACACUCUGCUCGGGACAGAACGGGACCGGAUCAGCUCCAUCUACUGCGCUCGAUUCAAGGCAACAACACACAGACAUUUGUAAAUUGUAUGCAACAAAAUGGCAAACUUUACCAUUAUUUUGAAAUUGUGUACGUAAAAGUUAUAUUUUUACAUGUAGACUGUUUUGUGUUUUAGAAAUACGUUGUAUGUUUCUUUUUCUUUUUUUGUUAAAAGAUGAAAAAGUAAAGUUCAGUAUGUGUUUAAAAAAUGUCACAUUGAAACUGUAGUGCGGUCAAGAACUUUUUGCUUUGUUUUUUCUGUAUGUGGGAGAUGUUUUUUGAGGGUUCAGUGGAGCUGUUAGAUCUACAAGAAACAUGUUUCUUUCCGUUCUACACGCCUCAUAGCAUUACCAUUUUCAGUUGUAUGUUUUUGGCAGACGUGUGUAAAUAGUCCUCAUCCAUUUAUCAGUGGGGUGAAGAUUUAUCAGUGAGACACGACGAUGACGAAGAAGAACAAUUUACGCGUGAGGUUGUAUUUGACCCGGUACAGUAGGCGGGGGCAAUCUUUGGUUUUGGUCCGUGGUGCUCAGUAGUGUUAGUGCUUCUGGUUGCCGACCAUCUAAAGUGUAAGUCAAAGAGUUGUCACAGCUCACACCAAGCAUCACUUGUUUCAAAUCAGUCGUGAUUUGAAACAAACGAGAGGGAUUUCUAUCAGUUUUCACCAAAUAAAGAAGUAGGGGUCAUUGAUUUUUUAUUUUUUUUGCAAUAUUAAAACUUUGCCAUGUAUAAGAGUCUUUGGUGACUCAUUUUUUUUAGUCGGAGGAUGUGACAAAAGUAACUUUGGUUCCCAAAGAGAUGAAUCUGUUCUAGCGCCCCCUGGUGGCAGUGAGUCAGCCUUGACUUCUAUGCUUUUCUGUUCCUGGAGUGUGGGUUAACUCUCAGCACCGGAGUCGACGUGAACAUUUUGAAAACAAUUGGAGCAUUGCUGAUCUAAAGGAGAAGGUCGUCUGCAAACAAUCUCUUCAGCUGUUUCCCCAAAAAGAGAUCACAUCAUGUUCUGUGCAGUUUCUGAGUGUUUGCCAUUCAAAAUGAGCUUUUGUCAAAAGGAAAAGCUGCUCUGACUCGGACCUAGGUCGAACACCAGGACUGACUCUGUCAAUGAAAGUGCUCAAAUGUAUUUUUGAAGUUUUGUUUUUGUUUUUUUUUUGCAAUGUUUCAUUUCAUGUUUUCUUUGUUGUAUAAUCAAGUCAUCUCCCGAAUAACAGUAUCUUCAUUUUUAUGUUACCCCUGGUGUUUCUAUUAGCCAAAAUGUUGAUGAUUUUUCUUUUUCCUACCUGUUGUACAUACACGCCUCAUUUCUCUUUUUCAGUGACUGUGCCAUGAGCUUUGUAAUCUGUUACUCUGUACAAGUUUAACUGCAAUAAUGAGUUGAAUUCAAAAUGAC